AUGGAGUCAAUGAAGAUGAAGAUUUUCUUGGUAGCCAUGGUGGUGGCCAUGAUGAUGGCCGCACAAAAUGUGGCUGCUGACGUGGAGGCUCCAGCCCCGGGCCCCUCUGCUGACGCCGCCACAUUUGUCCCGGCUGUGUUUGCUUCUGUUGUUGCCGCCGCCUUCGGCGUAAACAUUGAGGAGGAGGAGGAGGAGGAGGAAGGGUAUGCUGUUUAUGUUUUAAGAUAA
Molecule: messenger RNA, 228 nt
Organism: Striga hermonthica
Lineage: Eukaryota; Viridiplantae; Streptophyta; Magnoliopsida; Lamiales; Orobanchaceae
Source: the annotation of a GenBank genome assembly